Oryzias melastigma (Indian medaka) is the source of this 2895-nucleotide messenger RNA. RefSeq names its product phospholipid phosphatase 6. Gene Ontology annotation, molecular function: sphingosine-1-phosphate phosphatase activity. NCBI's taxonomy places the organism in Eukaryota, Metazoa, Chordata, Actinopteri, Beloniformes, Adrianichthyidae. The transcript has 2 exons. The record is from RefSeq and is a predicted model, not a curated record. The coding region runs from base 664 to 1464 and encodes 266 amino acids.
UCUAUUUUCUCUCCAUGAGAUGUUGCCGACUUCAGGUAGCACGCUCAAAGGGGGGCGCCAGGGUGACAGGUGCAGCACGUAACAGAAUCAUAAAUUGUGAAGAAAUGAAAAAUAGCCAUGAUGUCAUCAUCAGUUUUUACUUUUAAGCAAAAAUGUCCUAAAUGUCUGCCCUUUCUUUUCAGUAAGUGUCCUUUCAUUUAUAAAGUUACUCUCAAAAACAAAGGUUACAAAAAGGAAAGCUUUUUUUAUCUUUGUGGUUGUGUAUAUUUUGUAAAAAUGAACAUCUGAGUGCCAAAGUUUCCCCUUUGGCACUUCCGGACCUCCAAAUUAAAAGAUUCUGAUUCACCUUAAAAUCUCGAGAGGAAAAAGGUGCAAACGAAACUAUGAACAAACCUAAUUUUUACUCUGUUAUGACCCGUUUGAUGAAAUAAACAAGGCCUAAGCAGGUCCAUCCGCGAACAAAGGCUUAAGUCAACAAGUUUAGGAGCUGUCCUAUUUUUAGUCACGUGACAGGAGCAGUCCAGUUGCACGCUGGAAACACUUUAACCUCUGUGAAGUGGAGUCACACGCUUGCUUGCAGGAUGCCUUGCGUCUGAGAGCUCCGGGGAUUUCGUUCAAGGGGAGGUGGACAGAUUACUGACGACAUUUCUGUCAAAGGGAAAAAUGUCCUCGCCAGGGUCCAGACGGAAUAGUUGCCGCGCGGUCGCGUGCGGCAGCCGGGCGUCAUCCGAGGGGAACACCCGCCGCCGGGGCUCCAGCGUGUCUUACCUGUCCUCUGGGGCGCAGGCUGAAGACCUGUCCGUCAGUCUGAGCCAGCCCAUAAUCACCAUCACGUUUCGGUUUCUGCUGGCGGUGGACCUGUGGCUGUCCAAGCGGCUGGGAGUGUGCGCCUACGAGGAGUCUGCGUGGGGGAGCAUACGACCCCUCGUGCGCCUGGUGGAGUUCUCUGGGCAUGUCGUCCCGUGGCUCAUCGGCACUGUGUACACUCUUCUUUGCAGGGAGAGUGUGGUGGAGCAGGAGAUCAUGCUGAAUUUGUUUCUAGCUCUCAUUCUGGACGUCCUGCUGGUCAGAACUGUCAAGACCCUGGUCAGACGUCGAACGCCUGCUCAGAACCGCUCUGACAUCCUCUCCGCCUUCUUCGUGGAGCGAUACUCCUUCCCCUCAGGUCACGCCUCGAGGGCCGCCAUGUGCGCCCGCUUCUUCCUGGCGCAGCUGGUGGACACCGCCUCCAUGCGGGUCCUGGUUGUGAGCUGGGCCGCCCUGGUGAGCCUGUCCCGACUGCUGCUGGCCAGACACUAUGUGACGGACGUGGGCUUCGGCCUGGCCAUGGGCUACUGCCAGUACAGCUUGGUGGAGCGGUUGUGGGUGACUUGGGACUUCCUGCAGGAGGUGCUGCUGAUGCGGCUCAGGGAGAGCUUCGACAGGGCUUACAGCGGACUCUGGACAGUGGACUGGAAACUGUAGAUCAGGCGCAGAUGUGAGUGAGUCAGCCUGUGUGGAGGAAAAAUGUGUGGCUUGAGAUCAUUCAGAAAAUCCCUGCUAUUCUUUAUUUAUUUUUAACCAGGAUAACCGUUUAAGCCCAUCAGAAUCCUCUAAAGUCUCACUCCGAUUGUGUUUUUGGUUGUUUUAAACAUGAUAUUUUUCUGAUGAUGGAGGACAUAUAUAAAGAAAAUUUAGCUUAAAAUUGCAUUUGUGAGUAUUUAUUCAUCCAAAUUGUUGUGAAUAAGGAGAUGAAUAAAGGUAGUUUGAAAGAGCUCAUUUGUGACGUAGAAAAUACUCUGGGUGGACCAUAAACUCUCUGCUCUAAGCUAUUGGCAAUGGGAAGAGGGGGCGGGGUUGCUUUGUCCCAACAGUCCUGCCCACAUCACAGGUUUUUUUUUUUUAUUUUGACUAAAAAAACAAAAUCAUCAUCAUUAAAAAAAUGAAAAAAAGAAGAUAGAUCAACAGAGGAUCGGAGUGGGACUUUUAAAAUGUCUUUCUUGUUUGAGGAAAACCCACAAAUAAGAUGCAGCUUGUUUGCACAACAACAAAAACGUUGCCCUAUAUUAUAACUUUGCAUCUCAGUUUUUUUUAGCUGUAAAUGGCACCAGUACGGAUGCUCAGUGGUUGUCUGGUUUCAGUUUCUGUGGUUUCACCCCGAGCCUUUAAAACCCAGAAUGAGAAGCAUUUUUGAGCAAACAAUGCUCGCGAUGAGUCAGACCGCCUCCCUCCAAGUUUCCAUCAGCUGCAGCCGAGUCCUCUGACUGCGAUUAAACUCUAAUACACCUCAUCUCGUCUUACAGUGUUGAUACGCUGAGCUGCCGUCACCUCCUUUUUAACAUACCAGCACAACCUCCAAACUCAACGGUGCAGCCGGCACGUGCGUGAUUUGGAUUUACAUACUAAAGAUGUCAAGAAGAGAAGAUAGGAUUUAUUUGGGCUGGAACUUAAGUGGGGCGUAUAAAGUGUUGACAGCGGAGCUGGAAGACAUUCAUGUAUGUGUGUGUUGGUCUGGUCAGUUGUCUCUAGAGGACAGAGCAAAAUAGUGAUUGUAAUGUGCUACAAUGACAAUGUGUUGCUGCUGCAAAGUUCUCUGUUAAUGUCCUCACGGUUUCUUAAAUCUCAUCCAUCGAGCUGCCAGUCUGCAGCAUUUUGAUGAUUCAAUCAGGGGUCUUAAGCCACAUUUUUAGUAUUUUUGCUCUGAAAAAUGGAAGCUCAGAUACAUCACCUCCCUGUUUUACAGGGCAGUAUUAACCCCGUUAUGAAUAUGUGAAAACAAUUGAACAGAUUCUUUUGGUUUGUUUAUAGUCACACUGCUGUUCCAUGUUUAGUGAAAUGUGCUGCUCUGGCUGCAUUUGUGGGCCAGUGUACAAAGUGUAUGUCUGUACUGUCUUGUAAUAAAGAAUAAAAAACCUG